Molecule: messenger RNA, 2941 nt
Organism: Cloeon dipterum
Lineage: Eukaryota; Metazoa; Arthropoda; Insecta; Ephemeroptera; Baetidae
Product: piezo-type mechanosensitive ion channel component 1-like
Exons: 16
Coding region: 128-2941 (937 amino acids)
Cellular component (GO): membrane
Molecular function (GO): mechanosensitive monoatomic ion channel activity
Source: RefSeq, a predicted model, not a curated record
GCUCGACGUGAUAAAGUGCUUCGUUCUGCCCAACUUCCCCUAUCUCACCCUAGUGUUCAUCAUUUUCACCAGCCUUCACAACCCCAACCAAUUUAGCGUAGGAUACCUAACCGUGGCGUGUUACAUCAUGGCAAAGGGUUCCUUCAAACUCUAUUUGAGGAGCAUUUACCUCAUCAGACGCAGCUUCCAGUUCUUACUUGGCUUUACUUUUCUCACGAUCAACAUCAAAUUUCUCGUCUUCUCCAUGGAAAACUUGUCGAAAGAAAAGCUGCUACAACGAAGCCUUUUCCAAGCAGUUACGGACACCUUCUACUUUGACGCCAUUUACGUUGGACUGCUCUUGUUAGUUCGCAGGCUGAUUGAGAGCAACUAUUUUUUGCAAAUUAAACGCGAAUAUCAGGCGAGACACUAUCUACGGAAUUGGGGCACUUUCCUCCAAGCUAAAGGGGCACAGAUGCAGAUAAAAAAGAAAACCGAUUACACUGCUGAACUGAAGAAGCACAUGGAAUCUAGACUUUCAUCAGAGCAUCUUCAAGCUGCACCUCUGCUGAAGAAUGCUGUAAUGAACAGAGUUGUCGAAAUUCCUAAGAGCGUCGGCGAAGAGCAAAUGCCUUACGGCUUGACAGUGUGGCUGUGGAGCACAACCCUGGUCUUCCGGUUCAUCGAAUUUGGCCUGAGCAGCCGGCUAAAGGAGGUCAAAGGAGACCGAAAUAGCCUCAAGUCGAACGAGCAGCGCGAGCCGACGGAAGAAGAACUGGACGCGCUGUGGGCGCAGUACGAGGCCAACAAUCUGUACAACAUCCUGUGGAAGCCGCGGCCCGUGCAGCUCCUGCAGGCCUUCUGGACGUGCAUGCGCGCCCACUCGCAGUACGUCAGCUUCAUCACCAUCUACUACCUGCAGGCCUUCCACUACCGCUCCUUCUACACGCUGCCCCUGCCGCUCUUGGUGCUCUACGCGUCCACCAAGUAUCCUCGACCCUCGAACCUCUACUGGAACGGCCUCACUUUGGUGAUGUUUGCCAUCAUCGUUGGAAAAGUGGGGGCUCCGCAUGAUUUUGGACAAGAAGUGAUCAUUCGGCUCGGAGGCUCCUCUGCGUACCUGGAGGCCUUUCUUCUGGUCUCCAUCAUUUGGCACAAGUCAAUCCUCCGAAAUAUCGGUCUGUGGGAUGCCCCUAUGAACCUUCAGAGGAAAUGUCCGCGUGUGGCAUUCGUGGACGUCUUCUCGAGUAUUUUCGUCAUUCAAGUGGCCAGCACCCUCAUCGUGCUUGGCAGCUUCAGUUCGUUCGCGGCUGAGACGCUCGACAAUGACGGAACAUCAGCGGUUGAUCUAGAUUCAGACACGAUCCCCGUCAUGUUUUUAGUUGUGGUAUUUCUACACCUGAUUGGAAUGGCCCUCGACCGGAUUUUGUAUGUCAGCGCAGCAUUUCGCUCGAGACAGGUUUUCCACGCGAUCGUGUACCUGACGCUGCAUUUUUGGCUCUUCCAUUUUGUCCCACACUUGACCAACAGGCGAUUCGGGCACAAAUUCUUGCAGAAGCUUUACUACUUCCUGCAGUCCAUCUACCUCCUACUGUCCGCGUAUCAAGUGCGAACCCGCCACUCGCGAUGCUCGGCCGUGAGCGUGUUGUGCCAAAGCUUCAGUCCCCUCAACAAACAGGCGUUUCUGAUCUACAGCAACGUUCCGUUCCUGGAGCCAGUGCGUCGCUCAAUCGACUUCUUUUUCACGAAAACCCUUCUGUCCAGAGAAGAGUUUGUGCUGAUCGAGAGCAUUUUCGACUUGGUCUUUCGCGUGAAGUGCGAGAGAGUCAAUGAGUAUAAAUAUCUGACGAACCGGCGCACACGGACAAAGAUAAAAACGGUUGUCGGCCUCUUCGCCAUUCUGGCCAUGCUGAUUUUCAUCGCCGCGCCUCUCAUCUACUACACGCUGGAAAACGAAAUGACCCCCCCAAACCCGUUCAAAUAUUUGCAGCUCGAGCUAAGCAGUCCCGUACUUGGACUGAUGUACCAGCAACGCGUGUCCACCUUCUACCCCAUUACCUUCCAGAUGUACGAGAAAAUGAAGAAUCACUACGCCACAAAUAGAGCUGCCUUCACAUUCCUCAAUAAAUUCAAACACGACGAUGUUGUGGUGGCCAAGUUGCCCACAACUUCCAUUACAAGGUGGUCUCCCGCGAAGAGCAGACGUGACAUUGCAAAGACUUUACGGAACAUGACCACCCUGCGUCCGACAAUAAAAUGGGUUGUUGAGAGAGAAGUGGAAGGGGAUGAAGACUUCAACGACCACACAACUGUUUUGUACAGGCGAGAGAUAAAUUAUCUGGCAGAUAUGAUUGAGGCUGGAGGAUUUAAGAUGGCACUCGGUUUCACCAGUUUGCUGACGAAAUUCCUUUACUUCCACCGCACUGCACCGUCAAUCAAUAUCAAAAGCUUAAUGAUAACAAAGGAUAAAGACCCUUCUGUGGACGCUGUGUACGUUUGGCUCCACCAAAUCAAGGAUCACUUCGCUUGGAGGAUAGUCUCUUCCUGUCUCACCGAGGAAUACGAGCAGCACCUGUCCAAACUGCCUUACGAUCUUGGCUGCAAGACGAAGACGCUGAACAUUUUCCUUUUCUCGUCGCGCCCGCCCUUGUUUGGAUUUGUGAAGAAAUUUGGAGGGCUCAUUGGAAUGUAUGUGGGCGUGAUUCUGUCUCUGUGGACGUACUUGGCAAAAAUUUGGCAGCGAAAUGCUUUUGAUAUGAUGUUUGACGAGAUGGUUUCACCGGAUAAAAUUCUUCAGCUUUGUUUGGAUAUUUAUCAGUGCCGGAUCACCCAGCAGGUAGAAUUGGAGUUGGUUCUCGGCAAAAAGAUGCUCAACAUUUUCACCUCCUCAACCGAGUUUGAAAAAUGGACAAAGGGCGUUUACGGAGUUGAUGCUCGAGCUUCUAAUUUCUCAAUCGUUUGA